AUGAAUCAUGUAACUUGUGAGCGCAUCGACUCAUUUCCUGAACUCCGUCUCAUGUCCGGUCCGGAAGAGGAAAAAGGAAAAUGUUCUGAUUCGGGACUAGACCCUAUACAGGAGCAGGAAAUGGAAAUUGAAGCCCUAGGAGCAAUAGUUAUGGAUGAAUUAAAAGAAAUUCACUCUGAUGAGAGUGGACUAAGCACUUCCAAUAGAUGCUUCCAAAUAACAUUAACUCCUCAGCUGCGUUAAGAUGUGGACACAGAUCAAUCAACACCAGUUCAGCUGGCUUUGGUUUUCUCGCAUACAGAAAAAUAUCCAGAAUAGCCUCUAUUAGGAAGUAAUGCUCAGCCUCCACUUCUGAAUGUAAAAAGUAUACGGGGAAUGCAAUCCAGUGACCUGAAAGUUUUGAAGCUAAAGCUUGAACAGGAGGCAUCUGAAAAUCUUGGAAUGGCCAUGAUCUACACUUUGGUCUCAUCAGCCAAGGAAUGGUUAUCUGAGAGAUAUGGCCAAGAUGCUUGUCCUGACAAUGCUAAAGAAGAAGAGGCUGCCAAAGAUGAGGUAAUUGUUCCGCAUGGAGAACCUGUUACUGUUGAUACAUUUUCAGCAUGGAGAGAAAGGUUUGAGGCAGAAUUGGCACUAGAGCGGGCCAAGCUAAUGCCCGAGUCUGCUCUCACUGCACCCAAAGAGAAGAAGCUCACAGGCAGGCAGUGGUUUGAAAAUGGAAGAGCUAGUGCGAAAGGUGCAUCUCCAGUGAGAGAAGGAUCUGACGAGGAAGACGAGGAAGACAUUGAUUUGGACAACUAUGACUUUGAUGAUGAUGAAUAAGAUAUGCUUGAUCACUAUCUAGCUGAGAAGCCGGAUACAUCCUCUCUCUCUUCAAAGGGAACUGCCUAAGAGAAAAUGUCUCCUAUUUGAAAACUUAUGAUGGAGCAAUUCCUGGCAACUGGAGUUUUGCAUUUACUAUGUAUUUUGGGCCCUUCUUUUUUCUGUUUGAAAACUUGAUUGUGAGUGGGAGCUAUAGUUUCUUGAUUAGAAAGUUGCUCUCUUUUACAUUUUAAUUAUAGUAGCUAGGAUGGACCUUCAUUGAAGGAAAGCAAUUUAUGUUGCAUCAUUUAGGUACUGUUAUAAAGCUUCAACUAUAAUGUAAAAUAUCACCCAAUUUUGCCUAAUAUUAAGAUCAAAACAGAAUUUUCAUGUC
Gossypium raimondii (Peruvian cotton) is the source of this 1192-nucleotide messenger RNA. RefSeq lists its product as uncharacterized. The transcript has 12 exons. Gene Ontology annotation, biological process: cytoplasmic translation. Gene Ontology annotation, molecular function: protein binding. Lineage: Eukaryota; Viridiplantae; Streptophyta; Magnoliopsida; Malvales; Malvaceae. The record is from RefSeq and is a predicted model, not a curated record.